AUGGCAGAACCCCUAUCUACCGUCGCGAGUGGUAUAGCUGUACUGAGCAUCGCUGUCCAGCUGGCCGAAAGCGUCAAAACGCUCUGCGAUUUCUGGACCUCCAUCAAAGAAGCCCCGGAAGAUAUCCAGGCGAUUUCCACCGACUUGGACCUCCUGUCGAGCGUUCUCACCCGCAUCGCCUACGAGACGCAACACGUUGAGCCCGACGCAACCUUGGUGGCCACCCUGAAUGGUUGCUGGAUCAAGGUCAAAAUACUCACUACACUCCUCAAUGAGAUAGAACCGGGCUUUGCUUCAACGAGAUCAAGGGUCCGCAAAUGGACUGCUUUUAGGGCCGUCUUGAAACAUGGACAGUUGAUGAAAUUUCAGGCAGCCUUGGAGAGGCUGAAAGGCACAUUGUUGCUGGUGCAACAAUAUCAGUACAGUCGCUUGAGUCGAAACCGUCAUAUCUCCCUAGAACGGAGCUUGAUGAACAUUACUCAAAGUGUUUCCAGCUUGAGUAUACAGCAGCAAUCAGAAACAGCCGGAAGACUCCCAAGCGCGGUCUCGGACGUUCAUGCCAAUUCUGCUGGAUUUUGUGCUGAAGAAUGGGAUGCCGCAAAGUCUUUUGCGGCAGAUUCACAACCUACUCAAAACGACCCUUCUAUUUCGGGUGAAUUUUGGCGAAGACAGGCAUUGGUCAAACGCACUUUGAGAAUGGAGAACUCCAUCAUGGAAUACUUCCUAGGCACCGUCCGAGCAGAGUCAAAUGUGACACUACAGAUACCAAGAGAAAGGCAUGGUCUGACGCCUUACGAACGAGAUCAAUGCGAGCAUGAGACCUCAUAUACCAUCUAUCCGGCUACAUGGUUGGUUCGUAUGGGAGUUCAUUAUGGCCUCCGUCUCAAGUUUCUCUCCUCCUCUACUCAGGGGUGGCAAACCACGCUGAAGGCCUUUUGCCCGGUACCUGACGACGCUGUGAUCUUUGAAUUCUGCAGACAGGGGAAUUUACCUGCGGUCAGGAGUUUGUUGUCAGCAGGUCAUGCUUCAGUCAGAGACACUGAUUCUCGAGGAUACACACCUCUUCAUUUUGCUGCACAGAACUACCACCCAGAGCUUUGCAAAGUCCUUAAGAGUGCUGGAGCAGACGGAAGUACGCUCACGCACAAUGCAGAGACCCCAAUGGUACUCGCAGUAGACAAAUCACGCGAUACCACCUACGCCACGCUAUCAGAAAUUUUUGACACUCUUCGCCUUUUCACCGAUUCGAUGGACUUUUUGGACGAAUAUGGCGAUGGCUGGAAAGUCUUAGAAAAUCUUUGUGAAUAUGCCACGGAAAAACUUGGAGAGCGUGACGCCAAAGAGUCUCUUCUGCUUUGGAUGCUAAGGCAGUCGAGCUUUGAACUGAAGACAUACUUCAUUAGAAGCCGAUUCGCAUAUAUGUUAAACUGGACUCUAUGUUUUUCUGAGCUAGAAGAAGCGUCUGACUUGCUUCUGAACCUGGGUGAUGCAGAAACUAUCAAUGCAGGCAUUCAGUUUAGAGAUGGAUAUACCAUACUUCACGACUUUGUAGCACAUGCUUACUCGUAUCCAGUGAGCACAGUGCUUGCAAAAGGCCCAGAUCUCCAUCGGCGGGGCUUCAACUACCGUUACACGCCGCAGGAAGAGUCGCCAACAUCUCUUGCAAUGUACUCGUCGUGGGCAUUUACGGAAUGGCUGCGUGGAUUAGUCACUAUUCAGGUGAAUCUUGAGGAAUUCAUAGAUCAAGAAUUAGAGAGGAACCCUUUGGUGCACACUGGCUGGGAGAAGGAGACUCUACAUGACUUGUUCGCAUAUCAUCAUCGACGUGACCUCGACGUUGAAGGCUAUCCUUGCAGCGAUUGCACCAAACGUAUUUUCGGAGUCUCAGUACAGCCUCAUUGGCGACAUAUGCUUGAAAGGAUCAAGCAAAGAAUAGACCCUGAUGAUCCGGGCCAGACUGACUCACAAGAGGGUGAAAAGGAAAACACAGACGUCAGGAAAAUCGCAGAAACCGCAAGUAGCUCGGAUGAUCCGACUCAUGAGCCUGAUACGACUGGGAACGUCUUGCUUGUUGAUUCCAAUGAGCUUUUCUCGGAAUCGGACUCGAAAUCGGAAUCGGAACUGGAAGAAGAUGUCCACGGGUACCCAGCGAUGGUACCAAUUCGAUCGGACUGCGUGUAUGCCCCCAACGAAGUGAUAUGCGUUGACUGUUGGCUUCACUAUAGGAGGACUGGGACUCGCAGGCCGCCACUCCCCUGGAAACGGCGUUUCGCGAUAGACACUGACGAUGAUGCCUCGUCGGACGAGUACUCGUCUUCUGGAGAUGAGUCAUCAGAGGAUGAAUUCUCUCCUUACCACAUCCACUCAUAG
Letharia columbiana is the source of this 2370-nucleotide messenger RNA. RefSeq lists its product as uncharacterized. The coding region runs from base 1 to 2370 and encodes 789 amino acids. The record is from RefSeq and is a predicted model, not a curated record. Lineage: Eukaryota; Fungi; Ascomycota; Lecanoromycetes; Lecanorales; Parmeliaceae. The transcript has 4 exons. Gene Ontology annotation, molecular function: protein binding.